GAGUGGGAUGGGUGAGUGAGGUCGUGUGUGUUUGUGUGUGUUGCGAUGGGUGGUUGGGUGGUGAUGGUGGCUGGUGGAUUGAAAAGCUUAUAGCCGUAUCACGACCCAGCACUUUACACGAGGAGUCGAGAGGAGUGAACAAACAUUCCAUCCUUCCAACCACCAUCAUCACCACCACCAUCAUCGUCGCCGGCUGCUGACCUCGUGCUGAGGAGCACCUCCGAUUAUAAUUUGCGCAAAAGCACCGCAGGAAGAGGGCGAUUUGAGAGUGCAAAGUGGUGCAGAGUUGAGAGUGCAGGGUGGUGCAGUGCAGGAAGCUGCUGCUGCUGCUGCUACCACACACGCACAAGAGCGCAGGAUGUAACGAGGGAGUUAGGAGCGGGAGGAGCGGUUAAGCCGUGCAAUUUGUAUUUAUUUGAAGACGUCAAAGUUUCAACGUUGUCUAACGAGUUUCGGACGCUGUUUAUUUCGUCUGCAUCGCAAGACACCGGAAAGAUAAUGGUCGUGGCCGCGGUGGUGACCGUCGCUUGCGUGAUGUGCUGCUAUUCCUUGGAGGCGUCUGCCUCUCUGCUGCAAGACACCUUGCAUCGGUGGUCGAGCUAUGCGACGGAAUGUAAGCAGUUGCAUGACAGCGAACCGUUCCUCUCAGGCGUUUAUUGCAACAGGACAUUUGACCAUUAUGCUUGCUGGCCAGACAGCUUGCCAGAUACAAAAGUGGCGAUACCGUGCCCAUCCUACCUGCCUUGGAUAGACAAAGUGGAAGGAGGAUACGUUUACAGAUAUUGCACACGCGACGGUACCUGGUUAACUCAAGACAACGUAACCGCGGCAUGGAGAGACCACAGCGAAUGUUUGGACGAUGAGAACAAUAUCUCCACUGAGGGAAAAGAGAUGUAUCUUCUCCAUGCCUUACGUCUAGUUUAUACCACCGGAUACUCUGUCUCCCUCGCCUCCCUCGUGGUGGCUAUGGGAAUUUUGAUCAUGUUCAGGCGGCUACACUGCACAAGAAACUACAUCCAUAUGAACUUGUUCGCUUCAUUCAUCCUCAGAGCCAUUUCCGUUCUGCUCAAGGACGCUGCGCUCACACACAAUUACACCAAACGGCCCCAGAACGCCUCCGAUUGGCUGGGCUAUUUUGGAUACGAAGGGUACACAGGAUGCAGAGCCACUCAUGUUUUCAUGCAAUAUUGCAUUGGCGCCAACUACUUUUGGCUUUUGGUGGAAGGCAGCUACUUACACACUCUGCUGACCAUGUGCGUGUUCACCAAAAAGAAACUGAUUGCAUUUUACGUUCUGCUGGGAUGGGGUACACCUAUUAUGUUUAUCAUACCUUGGAUGGUUUCAAAACUGAUUUAUGAAAACCAAGGGUGUUGGGGAAUUAACACGUGGAUGGGCAUUUGGUGGCUAAUACGAGGACCGAUCCUGUUCUCCAUUGUGGUGAAUUGUAUCCUCUUUGUAAAGAUCAUCAAAAUCUUACUCUCCAAGUUGAAGGCACAGCAAUCAAAGUUUUCAAAUUACAAGAGCAGACUUGCCCGGUCGACGCUCACCCUGAUUCCGCUUCUGGGCAUCCACGAGGUCGUGUUCAUCUUCCUCACGGACGAGCAUGCCACGGGGAGAACGCGCUACGUCCGCCUGUUCAUUCAGCUCUCCUUCAGCUCCAUUCAGGGUUUUUUUGUAGCGCUCCUGUAUUGCUUCUCUAAUGGUGAGGUCCAAAGCGAGUUCAAGAAAAAGUGGCAUCUCUGGCACGUGAAGUCAAGGAAGGUAAAUGAGCUGAAGUGCUCCCAAAGCUCCUUCACCUCCAUGAAGAACUUCUCAAUGGAAGGUGGCCAAUUGUUGUUUGAUAGGAGCGGGCUGUACGUUGGUAAGAAGCGCCCGUCCAGGGCAGAGCUCUUGCACAGCAAGGAAGCAAAGCGUCGUGAAGGCAUGGGCAGCACCACCACCAACAGUAACCUGAGUGACAGCCAAGCAGUCAUUGAAGACACAGUGUGAGAUGUAGAUCAUACCACAGUGAGGGCAUAGUAUGAACUUCAGCGCAUAUGACAAGGCUUCCGUUAAGCUACAUCGUGCUGGAUGAUAUGGGGGUGGGUGGGGGGGGGGGGUUCCAAUUUGUUGGAAUAUACAAAAACAUAUCCCGGAAAUGUGGCAUUGGAUGUUUAAGAGUGUGUAAAUAUAUAUAUGAAAAUUUAUGGGGUUUUUUUUAUUUUGCUCAGAUGACCAAUUAUAACAUUUCGUGUGAUUUAUUGCUUAUUUAAAGUCUUAAUUUCUACCUUUGCACUUAAGCGGUAAAUGUUUGAAUUCAAAUGUAAGUUGCUUUUAAUUACUUAAUCACAUUAAUGAUGUUGUUCAAUUGCAGUUAUUAAAACAAACUGUGUGUAUCUAAAUACGUGUGAUCAUCAUACUCGCUACUGAGCUGGGUUCAUUUGCAUUGACGUUGGGUUCCCUGCAGCUGCCCGUUAUAUUUUGUCAUCAAAUACCAAAGUGUCCCAUUUGCCGUGAAAUAUAAGCGAGAGUGCUCGCCGACACGACUAAGGAUUGGGCCAAAGGUGCGUCACCGUCGGAGUCAAACCGCAUGAGACGGACGUCCACAUUCCCAUUGCGCCCAUUGCUCGUUGUCCGUCGCGUCCGUGAGGUGGGCAGAGGAGAAACAAAGACCGUGGUAACGUUACCCUCC
Messenger RNA from Petromyzon marinus (sea lamprey), 2671 nucleotides. RefSeq names its product glucagon-like peptide 1 receptor. The record is from RefSeq and is a predicted model, not a curated record. Gene Ontology annotation, biological process: cell surface receptor signaling pathway; adenylate cyclase-modulating G protein-coupled receptor signaling pathway. Gene Ontology annotation, cellular component: plasma membrane. Lineage: Eukaryota; Metazoa; Chordata; Hyperoartia; Petromyzontiformes; Petromyzontidae. Gene Ontology annotation, molecular function: peptide hormone binding; glucagon receptor activity.